Molecule: messenger RNA, 939 nt
Organism: Orycteropus afer afer
Lineage: Eukaryota; Metazoa; Chordata; Mammalia; Tubulidentata; Orycteropodidae
Product: olfactory receptor 6V1
Exons: 1
Coding region: 1-939 (312 amino acids)
Biological process (GO): G protein-coupled receptor signaling pathway
Cellular component (GO): membrane
Molecular function (GO): olfactory receptor activity; G protein-coupled receptor activity
Source: RefSeq, a predicted model, not a curated record
AUGGUGAAUCUGAGUCACCCUUCCGAGUUUCUCCUCAUUGGCUUCUCCUCACUUGGUGAGCUCCAGGCCCUGCUGUAUGGACCCUUCCUUGUGCUCUAUCUUCUGGCCUUCGCUGGAAACACCACCAUCAUCAUCAUGGUCAUAGCCGUCACCCACCUCCACACUCCCAUGUACUUCUUCCUGGGUCACUUCUCCCUGCUGGAGAUCCUGGUGACCAUGACAGUCGUGCCCAGGAUGCUCUCAGACCUGUUCACCCCCCACAAGGCCAUCUCCUUCAUGGGCUGCAUGGCCCAGUUCUACUUCUACUUCUCCCUGGGCUCCACCUCCUUCCUCAUCCUGGCCGACAUGGCCCUUGACCGCUUCGUAGCCAUCUGCCACCCCCUACGCUAUGGCACACUGAUGCGCUGGACGGUCUGUAUUCAGCUGGCAGGGGCUGCCUGGGCAGCUCCCUUUCUAGCCAUGGUGCCUGCCGUCUUCUCCCGAGCGCAUCUAAAUUACUGCCAUGGCAACAGCAUCGACCACUUCUUCUGUGACAAUGCCCCUCUGCUGCAGCUGGCCUGCUCAGACACCAGCCUGCUGGAAUUCUGGGACUUUGUGAUGGCCCUGGCUUUCGUCUUCAGCUCCUUCCUGGUGACCCUCAUUUCCUACGGCUACAUUGUGACCACUGUGUUGAAGAUGCCCUCUGCCAGAGGCCGUCACAAGGCCUUCUCCACGUGCGGGUCCCACCUCACCCUGGUCUUCAUUGGCUACAGUAGCACCAUCUUCCUGUAUGUCCGGUUGGGCAAAGCACACUCUGUGGAAGUCAACAAGAUGGUCGCCCUGGUGACCUCCUUCCUGACCCCCUUCCUCAACCCCUUCAUUCUUACCUUCCGCAAUGAGACUGUCAAGACUGCCCUACGGGAGCUGCAGAGGCUGAAGGGCCUCCACAGGGCAGCAUGA